CAGCGCAGGCAGGGAGGGGACCGAUCCAGGACAGUAACCGGGCUGUACCGGGGAUAACCUGCAGCCUCCAUCCCUCAGAUGCUCUGAUGGAGUAAACCGGCCGACGAUGCGCUUUUAUUUCCCCCCUCCGCAUCGAUCAUAGAAACGGUUCAUCUGGCACCCAAAUAAACCUUGGAGCCAAGGGGUCAGAGGUCUCUCACUAAAAACCCACAUCUGUCCCUCUCAUCCCUGCUCCCCACUUCACCCUGAUUCCCAAUCCCUAGUCCUCACACUCUUACCCUUCUUCAAUCCAUUCCACCUACUUUUCCUCCCAAAUUUCCCUCACACCCUGAGAGAAUAGCCCCCCCCAGCAACCAAGAGAUACUGGCUGCUGCACUUUUCAUGAGGAGAAAGAAGGUCUUCAGCAGACCAUCCUAGACAUCCCCUGUGACAUCUCCUCUCACUCCCAGGCGUCACGAUGAUGUGCGAGGUGAUGCCCACCAUCUCAGAGGAUGGGCGCGGAGGAGGAGGGGGCUCGUCCUCUCCAGCGGGUGGUGCAGGCGGGAUGGGCGGUGGGAUAGGAGGCUACGGAAGUCGAGAUCUCCGCAGUGGAGGCAGCGGCGGUGGAGGAGGAGGGAGUGACGAAGGGGGAAGUACGGGCAACUUGGAGUCGUUGAUGGUGAACAUGCUGACGGAGAGGGAAAGGCUGCUGGAGAGCCUGAGGGAGACGCAGGAUAGUCUGGGGACGGCGCACCUUCGUCUACGAGAGCUUGGUCACGAGAAGGAGUCCCUGCAGAGGCAGCUGUCUAUCGCCCUGCCACAGGUAGCUCACACUAAUAUUCCACAUCCUUACAGGAAAUUUUUAUGCCUGAGGUAG
Cyprinodon variegatus (sheepshead minnow) is the source of this 856-nucleotide messenger RNA. Its product is annotated as liprin-alpha-3-like. Lineage: Eukaryota; Metazoa; Chordata; Actinopteri; Cyprinodontiformes; Cyprinodontidae. The record is from RefSeq and is a predicted model, not a curated record. Bases 458 to 856 code for a protein of 132 amino acids. The transcript is spliced from 2 exons.